Messenger RNA from Acanthosepion pharaonis, 1686 nucleotides. Lineage: Eukaryota; Metazoa; Mollusca; Cephalopoda; Sepiida; Sepiidae. The record is from the annotation of a GenBank genome assembly.
AUGUUUUUGUCUGUCCGCCAUAAACUUAUCUAUCUAUCUGGUAUCUAUCUAUCUAUCUAUCUAUCUAUCUAUCUAUUUUGCCAUCUAUCUAUCUCAUCCUGUUUAUUAUCUAUCUAUCUAUCUCAUUCUGUUUAUUAUCUAUCUAAACUUUUAUCUGUCUGUAUCUCUAUCUAUCUAUCUAUCUAUAUCUAUCUAUUUAUCUAUCUAUCUAUUUAUUAUCUAUCUAUCUAUCUAUCUAUUAUCUAUCUCAUUCUGUCUGUUUAUCUAUCUAUCUAUCUAUCUAAACCAUUCUAUUUGUAUCUCGAUCCAUCUAUCUAUCUCAUUCUGUUUUAUUAUCUAUGUAUGUAUCUAUCUAUCUAUCUAUCUAUCUAUCUAUCUAUCUAUCUAUCUAUCUAUUUCAUUCUGUUUAUUAUCUAUCUAAACUUUUCUAUUUUUAUCUCUAUCUAUCUAUCUAUCUAUCUAUCUAUCUAUCUAUCUAUCUAUCUAUCUAUCUAUCUAUCUCAAUCUGUUCAUUAUCGAUGUAAACCAUUCUAUUUGCAUCUCGAUCUAUCUAUCUAUCUAUCUAUCUAUCUAUCUAUCUAUCUAUCUAUCUAUCUAUCUAUCUAUCUAUCCCAAUCUGUAUCUGUAUAUAUCGAUCUAAAUCUGUUUCUAUCUAUCUAUCUAUCUAUCUAUCUAUCUAUCUAUCUAUCUAUCUAUCUAUCUCAUCCUGUUUAUUAUCUAUCUAUCUAUCUAUCUAUCUAUCUAUCUAUCUAUCUAUCUAUCUAUCUAUCUAUCUCAUUCUCUUUAUUAUCUAUCUAUCUAUCUAUCUAUCUAUCUAUCUAUCUAUCUAUCUCAAUCUGUCUCUAUCUAUACAUCUAUGUAAGUCUAUUCUGCUUUAAUAAUUUUCUUUCUUUCUUUCUUUCUUUCUUUCUUUCUUUCUUUUCUUUUAGAUUUUUCUUUUUUUCAUUCUUUAUUUUUUCUUUCUUUCUUUCUUUUUUUUCUUUCUUUCUUUCUUUUACAUUCUUUCUUUCUUUCUUUCUUUUUCUUUCUUUCUUUUCCCUUUUCUUUCUUUCCCUUUUCUUUUCUUUAAGACAGAUUCUUUCUUUCACUUUUCUUUCUUUCCCCUUUCUUUCUUUCUUUCUUUCCCUUUUCUUUCUUUCUUUCUUUCUUUCUUUCUUUCUUUCUUUCUUUCUUUCUUUCCCUUUUCUUUCUUUCUUUCUUUCUUUCUUUCUUUCUUUCUUUCUUUCUUUCUUUCUUUUUCUUUCUUUGUUUCCCUUUUCUUUCUUUCUUUCUUUCUUUCUUUCUUUCUUUCUUUUAUCCCAUUUCUUGAAUUCCUUUUCCCUUCCUUCCUUAUUCUUUUUACAUAGGUUCGUGAAGCCUUUCUUGUUUUCUUUCUUUUUCGUGCAUUCUGUCUUUCCCUUUUCUUUCUUUCUGUCUUUCCCUUUUCUUUCUUUCUUUCUUUCUUUCUUUCCCUUUUCUUUCUUUCCCUUUUCUUUCUUUCUUUCUUUCAUCCCUUUUUCUUUCUUUACCUUUUUCUUGCUUUUUUUUCUUUUCUUUUUCUUUCUUUUAAAAUAUCCUUUAUGCAGUUCUUUGUUUCUGUUCCGAUUUCCCUCCCUUCCUUCCGUUAUUUUAUUACACACAUUCUUUCUUUUUUGCUUUCUUUCAUGUUCGUUCUCUCUUCUCUCCUAUCUAUUUUCUAUCUUUUAA